Molecule: messenger RNA, 1725 nt
Organism: Prorocentrum cordatum
Lineage: Eukaryota; Dinophyceae; Prorocentrales; Prorocentraceae
Source: the annotation of a GenBank genome assembly
GAGAUGAUACACGUGGAGCAGGAGACCCCACAGCCAGAGGAGAUCGAGCAGCAUGAGACCCCGAAGCCAGAGGAGCCGCCCAAGGAUGAGUCGCCCAAGGAGCCUGCGUGGGAGAGCUGGAUGCAGGGAGGUCACGGCCAGGGGAGCUAUCACGUGCGAGGUCAGGGGGCAGCCGAAGAAGAACGACUCCAGGCUCCAGACUCCAGGGACCACACGCCCCAGGUCACGAAGAAGAAAGGUUCGAUCCCAGACGUGCCAGAAACAGACGACGAGCUCAUGGGUGAUGCUGGCGCGGCGCAUGCACCGUGCUCGGACGCGAAGGGCGACGACAACAAGAAGGGCGACUCGUCAUACUGGGCUGAUGUAUCUGAAAUGGUGCGACCUCCAGCAACUGGCCCUUUGAAGGGGCCCACGGUUUGCCCCUCGUCUUCGCGAGACUACACCGUGGACAGCGCCGAGGGCAUCAUGGAAAAGGCUGGGGUGGGAACAUCAUGCAAGGCCAUGGCAAGCGUGCAAGUUCCGCAGUGGGGGCCAACCUCGGACAUGAAGGCCAUCGAGAAGCAGAUCGACGAGAUGGCCAAGCAGGCGAAACAGCAGCAAGUCUUGAUGCGCGAGAUGGCAGAGAAGUCGCUCCCAGCGGACGUCGCCAAGGAGAUGCGGGAGCUGAAGGUCGCACUGGAGAACAACAAUAUUGUGUCCCGCAGUGACAUCUACCAGAAGUACCAGCGCCACCUGCAGUCACUGCCUGAAGAGGAAAAGAAAAAACACAAGGGCACCACCAUCCAGAAGCGCCAGUUCAGGCUGGAGUGGGCGAAACUUAGGCUUACGGAGAUGGAGAAGAAGUACUUCCACUACAAGAGCUACGAGACCGUCAACACGAGAACGGGAACUUACAUGAGCUUCUCGCGCGUCGUACAGGAAGAGGGCGGGCACCAUGACGAGGCGAACGUGAUUGCCGCGCGCAACUACUGUUCAUCAUGCGCUCUCCUCGGAGACGACUGGGUCUACUGGGACCCCAUGUCGCAGCGUCAGAAGUUCCUGUACAUCGAGAUUUCGCAGCGCCAGGAGAUGCGCGAGAAGUGGGAGAUCUUUACGCAGUUCAAUUCAGCUGGCGCAAGCGGGCAGCCAAUUAUCGGGAACGGGCAGACGCCCACUAUCGGAGACGGACAGACUCCAGGAAACGGGCUGCCCGCUAUCGGCAUCGAGACGCCCGCUGAGGAAGGCGCCCCACCCUCGAAGAGGCGCAAGACUGCAGGUGCUCUCACCGAGGUGAAGCAGGAGCCGCCCGAGGAGCCGCGCGAGGAGCCCAAGCAGUCCGAAAAGAAGGUGCUGACCGAGGAGGAGAAGCAGUUCAAGAGAGAUCUCCUCAAGGCCGAGAACUCUGCAAGGGCCCUAGUAUCUAAGUACACGCUCGCCAUGGGGGGCGCGGACACAGUGAAGAACGCGGUGAAGAGCAAGCAAGAGUGGAAGUGGCUAGCCGACAACGAUGCCGAGCAGAAGCGCUACCAGGAAAGGAUCGACGAAGUGAUGAACAGCAAGCCGCCAUUCUUCGAGCGCUUGCUUACCGAGGACACGAAGGAGGUGAAAAAAGGCAUCUCGAGCGAGAACCUCCUCAACGAGUACAGGAACAUCGCGAAACGGAUGACCGAGCCGAUCACCAAGCUCCAGCAGUUCCACAAGAAAAUCAUGGAGAACCACGCGACUGAGAAGAAGUUCGUCGGCUAG